UUAAUCAAAAUAUUGCAGUGAAGCCGGUCAUGAUCCUAGUGAAGAAAAAAUUCUGAGAGACCACAAUUACUGGCCUGUAGAGGUGCUGAAGGCUCUAGCGUUGAAACAAAAACCGGAACGCUUCAAUGAACAAUUGCCUUCCCCAAACUUUCCACAAACGGAAAAAGACAAUCAGAGAGUCCUUGCCAAAGUUAUUCCAGGCCAAAAUAGAUGGAGAUUUAUGAUUGGGACACCCUGGGAGAUAUAUAGAAGUGAACCUGAGAAGUUUCUGAGAUGCAUUUUAGACGAGUGGAACCCAAAGGACUACUUCCAAUUCAGCACGGAUGCUGUUCUAUUUGUGAUGGAUGAAACUGAGGAGAAAAUACAUAAUUUUCUUGACGAGGAGACAAUCCUCGACUAUUUCAAGCUGACUAAGACAGAAGUGUGGGUCUGUGUCAAUGAAAAUCAGGAGACAUUUCUGAGAGUGGUGACAGAACUGGUGGGGAUUGUUCCAAUGCAGCUGAUAGAGCAUUAUGAUUCGGUCCAAGUUGAAUCUGUUGAGAUAACUGGUGAAUAUGGAGAGAAGAGCAACACUGCAAAAAUAACAGAAACAAAAAUUAUUGAUGCAAACACACUGCAGACGGUGAGAUACGAUGGAGUGGUCAAACUGUGGCAGAAGAAACCGCCUCAACCGCAACCCUCAUUCAAGAAAUGGGCGAAGAGACAGAUAAGAAAAAUUGUACCUGGAAAAAACUCUGGGAAGUGAGGAUGAAGAUAUCAAGUUUUGGAACCGGUUCAGGAUUCGGAUUUCUAUGAUUAUCGAACGGACCAGCAUCUUCAAGAUUCUAGUAGAAUAGUAAUAAUUUAGUUUUAAUUUAAAAUAGUUAAUGAAUGGUGUGUGAUUACAUGUAUUUCCAUGCAAAUAUUUCAAAAAUUUCGUUGGAUGAUAAAAUUUAUUGAAGAAGGAUGAUAAUAUUGAUAAUUGACAGACACAAUGGAAAUACUCUUUGCUACUUCGUCAAAACUCCAUUAAAGUCAUAGAGAAGCAAAUAAUAUGCUCAGUUUGAUUUGCCAAUUACUAGAAAUUCUGUGGGCCUCACGCAGUUAUAAACCACAGAUUUCUCUAAUACGGUGUAUACCGUCACAAUAAAUUCGGUUCUGUCGUGUCGGCGAGAUAUCGGUAUGAGAACAGCCAAUUGCUAAUUGGGUUGGCGUAUCGAUAUACUAAUAUGAAAUCUUUGAUAACUGUCGUAGUCAGCCCCAGUUGAAAGCAGAGAAAGUUCGAGAGAAAAUACGUCUAUGCUUCUUUCAAUACAGUACUCCAUGUAUGUUCCGCAUAUUGACGGCCAAACGCGGCUGAUUUUGGAAUUUGACAGGAAUGCUCCUUUAUGAAUUGCGCGUCAAUAUUAUAUUAUUCUAAAUAAUUCAUUCUAAAGAUAAUAUAAAAGGAAAAAGGAUUUCCUUAAUACUCCAGCAGAAAAUCAGACUAGAGAAUUAUUCAUAAUAAUUGAUCAGCUAUCGAUUGGAUUUUUAAUGAUUAAUAAUCCAAUCGACAGCUGAUUAAUUAUGAAUAAUUCUCUAGCCUGAUUUUUCCACUGGAGUAUUGGGUAAGAAAAUCCCUUUUCAUUUUAUAUUAUCUCCAGGAUGAAAUAUUUGAAAAAACUUUAGAUAAUAUAAUAUUGACGCGCAAUUCAUAGAGGAGCAUUCCUGUCAAAUUCCAAAAUCAGCCGCGUUUGGCCGUCAAUAUGCGGAACAUACAUGAAGUAUUGAAAGAAGCAUAGACGUAUUUUCUCUCGAACUUUCUCUGCUUUCAACUGGGGCUGACUACGACAGUUAUCAAAGAUUUCAUAUUAGUAUAUCGAUACGCCAACCCAAUUAGCAAUUGGCUGUUCUCAUACCGAUAUCUCGCCAAAUUCCAAAAUGGGCCGCGUUCGACCGUCAAUAUGUGGAACAUACAUAAAUGAAUAGAAAUACAAAACCGUCGACUUGAAUCUCACUUUGCUCGGUCGAUCAUUUCUACAAAAUAUGCGAGAGAUACACAUAAAUAUUCUACAUGUAAUUUGUAAAAUUUUAUUCACCAUUUAUAAACUACUAUUCAAUAUCUAGUUUUAUAAUCAAUUAAUUCACAUUAGUUGAACUUCGCACGUUAUUUUGAGUUAUAUUGCACGUUACUACACAUUACAGCCCACAUAAUAGAAUGUGGAACCUAUUAGGCCUGUUAUCUCACAUUAGCCUAUGUUAUAUAGCCUAAUAUCAAUUUAUUCGCACACUAUGUUUUAUUCACUAUUAUGUUGUUUUGUGUUGAAUAAAACUUUUUUCUGCACUGCA
Messenger RNA from Nilaparvata lugens (brown planthopper), 2307 nucleotides. RefSeq lists its product as uncharacterized. The coding region runs from base 221 to 745 and encodes 174 amino acids. The record is from RefSeq and is a predicted model, not a curated record. The transcript has 6 exons. NCBI's taxonomy places the organism in Eukaryota, Metazoa, Arthropoda, Insecta, Hemiptera, Delphacidae.